GCCUCACGUGCCACUCUCUUCAAAAGAUAAAAGAACGGUACGAUAUGAUGUUAGACAGGUAGUAGAUCAGUAAAGCUACCUGGCUGCAAUUUUUUGUAAUUUUUUCUCAAAUUUAUCUUAGUCAUCUGUGUUCAAAGGAAGUUUACGUUACGCAAUAACAAAUUUUGUGGAAAAGGUAUUCCAUUUGAAAAGUUUAUCUUGGGACGUUGGUCAUUUACUCUGUAAUGAGUGCAAACCACUCGUAAUUCAUUACGUAAAUAAACUGGGAACAUUCCUCAGUUUAGAAUUUUGAAAUGAGUGGAUUUUCAAGUGCAUUGCUAGUCAGUCCGUGGUUUUGAUAAGGUGCUACGAAGGUGAGCAGUCUCGUGUAAACAGUUAUUUAUAUCAUUUGAAAUUAAAUUACAUGGCACGCUUUGUUUUGUGAACUACAUGAAUGUGUUAGAGUGUUGAAAGGGCUGAAAAAAUUGAUUGCCACCAGAAAUUUAAGAACAGCGCUUCCUGCCUUCAGUGUACAGAGUCUUUUGAGAUUCGAAAAACUCACGAUAAGAUUACAGGCAAAGCUCAGCGACAAAACUUGUCUUCAGUCUCAUGAAAACGGAUUCCCAGAUAUCUAUCUAAAACCAGUUUUUUCGGGUGGCCAAAAUCCAAGUUAAUUUAUGCAAUUGGAGUUGGCCGCGUUUUACGACUUGUGCAGAGUCAGUAACAAUGGGUGCCUCCAUGAAUGCGUGUACCCGGACUCCGACAGAGGAUGCCUCAAAGACAACAGCGAAGAGACAUCCAUGCAGAUCAACAUGCGCACAGGUAGCUUACAGAGCUUCUGUUUCCCUAUCGCUAGCCUCUCCUCGGCGUUUCUGCAAGAGCUCAUCGGUCGAAGGGGGUGUAUGAUGGCGGUGAACGUGCCCAGCUUCGCAGCUUGGAUGACGCUAUACUUUGCGGAAUCAGUACCGGCUCUCUACGUCGCUUCUGCCAUCAUGGGCUUGAGUAGUGGAAUAUCCGAAGCCUCUCUCCACUCGUACAUCGGCGAGAUCGGAGAACCGCGCUUAAGGGGCACCCUCUCAUCUUUAUCGUCUAGCGGAUUUUGUGCAGGUAGUCUCGGUGGGUUCAUCCUUGGUUACUAUUUUGAUUGGAGGACGGUUGUUUUGAUAAGUAGUGCGUGUCCCGUGAUAGCUUUCAUCUGCAUGACUCAAAUUCCAGAGUCACCCACAUGGCUCAUAGUGAGGAAUCGGAUGGACGAAGCCAAGAAAUCCCUGUGCUGGUUAAGAGGAUGGGUCAGUCCAAACGAGAUCGAGGAAGAGUUUCAAACUUUAGUGCAAUACGUCAAAAAUUCAUCUGCCGAAACUCGCAGAGGUUUACGUCAGGAAACAUCAAUAGCUUCGACUGAAGAGAACUCAUCUAUACUAAAAGAAUUUAUCCUAAUCAUCAAAGUGUUGGCGAGUAAAAAGGUUUUCCGUCCCCUUCGCAUGGUGUUCAUUACUUUCGUAAUCAGCUCAGUAGCAUGUGUAGGCGGAAUUAGGCCGUUCUUAAUCGGCGAACUCAAGGAUUUAGGGACCACCAUUGACCCAAAAUUAGUAUUGAUUAUGUUCGAAGUAAUUUUCUUCGUGGGUUCGAUGUUCAACGUCACUUUUGUGCAUCGUUUUGGGAAAAGAAGACUUGCCAUAUAUUCUCACAGUUUUGCAGCCAUCAUGAUCACAGGGAUGGGCGUUUACUGUUCUUAUUCAUCCUUUUAUGAAGAUAAUAGCAAUUCUCAGCUACCCUGGAUUCCGGUCGCUCUCUUCGCUAUCCUCAAUCUCGUUGAGGGGGUGGGCAUCUCGCUAUUGCCAUGGCAGCUCACCUGUGAAGUCUUCCCGCCAGUGGGACGGGGUCUCGCCGCCGGAAUGUCAGCCGCCUGGUCGAAACUUGUCUUCUCGGCACUGAUUAAAUCAUUCCUAUACUUAGAAGUUUGGCUGAAUUUGAGUGGUGUGAUGUACCUUUACGCAGGACUCACAGUUUUUGGCAUCUUGUAUCAUUACUUUUAUCUACCAGAAACGGAGGGGAAAAGUCUGGAGCAGAUCGAAUCAUAUUACACGAAUCAUCACACCCGGAAGGAGAAAAUUAAGAUGGGAGAAAGGUGUCAACAGCGGUGAUCGUGAUUUUAACUUAAAUUCAAACCGCACGGUAAACAAUGACAAAUAUUUUGACGUCUCAUGAUGUUUGUGUUUUUGGCGACUGUGAUCAGGGAUGACGGAGUACAGAGGUCAUUCCUCGAAGUCGACUUUCAUUCGGCAGGUUCCCUGUAGAAUUUACUUAACUGCACUAAAUUACUCUGAAGAGAGACACUUUUUUAGUGGGCUCUGAGUACAAUAAGAAUAUUAUUUCAUCAGCUUUUGUCUGUCCACUUACUUAAGCUGAAUCUGCUCGAAAUCGAUCCAAUUGACGUUUCUUAACAUCGGGUGAAUUCAUGAAAUGUUUUUGCUUUUUUCACUUUUACACUAUAACGUUUCUAAUCAGUCUAUAAUGUGUGUUUGAAGCCAGGAAGAUGAGUGUUUUUUUCACAGCUCCAAUGACUCCGCAAAAUCCAUCGUUUCCCGUACGUCGAGUUGCUAAUGCGCAAGUACAAUAAGUCUUUAGAAAUUGACGUUGGAUAGUUUUCCAUGUAAAAGAGAAAGUAUGAAAGGAAGUCCACAACGUCGCAAACCAAGAUACGUGGUCUGGUAGUUUCACUGUCGAUAUGUAUGAUGUAAAAUAUCUUACACAUUUCAAACCAUAAUUACGUUUGUGUUUCAAGUUUUGUAAAUUUUCUGAUGAUGGCGUAAGCCGAAAGGUACUUUCGUAAUUAUAGAAUUACCAGGGGGCAACGCCCCCUGGCCGCUACGCGGCCCAACCCCCUGAAGGCGCUCCGCGCCAAGUCCACUAUUUUUCGAUUCAGGUCGCUCAUAGGUAUGCUUAUAAAACAGUAUGAACAAAAUACUCAAUCGGCUGGCUAAAGUACAGUGCUUUUCUUGAGAAUAGUCUCCUGUAUAAACGAGGAUAAUAGGAAAAAAUGUCCAAAAAUAAAAGCCCGAAGUAUAAAAAUGCCCAAAGUUAAAAAAGUCCACAUCUAAAACAUGUCCUAAUAUUUGGAAUGUCCAGUAGCAGGAUUAUAGCCAAAAACAAAAAUGCCCAAACGUGACGUAUGAUUUGAUCGUAUGAUCGCCAAUUUUUUUAUGAACUAAUGAAAUCAACCAAAAAGAGAUCACCAAAAUAGUUCCGCUUUUAAAUGAAGAUAGGGGAGUUUUUGAACUAAGAUUUUCGCAUGUCAAAUUCUAUGUUUGCGUUUUAGAGUGUUUAAAGAUGUUAAAACAUAGUUCAGGGAUGUAUCUUUUCUGCUUCAAGAAUAUUUGGAGAAACUAUGCCUAAUACAUAUUAAACUGAUAUAUUAUAGAGAAAGAUCUCUCAGUAUUAAACAAGUCGUGAAUUUUGCAUUCACGCUCUUAGAUUAUUGUUCAAAUAUGUUCCUUGAUUAAACUCAUUUCUUUUUUUAUA
Molecule: messenger RNA, 3501 nt
Organism: Bemisia tabaci
Lineage: Eukaryota; Metazoa; Arthropoda; Insecta; Hemiptera; Aleyrodidae
Source: RefSeq, a predicted model, not a curated record